AUGUUCCCGCAAAAGGACACCCAUAAAUAUACUUGGGUAAGAUCCAAAGGAGCGAAAAAUAAAGUUGAUGCUAGCGGCUUCAGUGGACCAGACUGCGAUUCGGGCUACAUACAGGUCAGGGACAGAAGAGAACCCACAAACUCUGAGAUUUUUCUGAGAAUAGGAGAGAAGCGGUUAGCCUUUGUCCUGUCAUUCUUCGAAAUGCACCCAUCCUAA
Messenger RNA from Nezara viridula (southern green stink bug), 216 nucleotides. The record is from the annotation of a GenBank genome assembly. NCBI's taxonomy places the organism in Eukaryota, Metazoa, Arthropoda, Insecta, Hemiptera, Pentatomidae.